UCAUUAACGUGUCUCGUAUUUCUUUAAAGUUUGAACUGCUGAGCAGCUGAAUGCAUGUGUGAUUUGUUGAUAUAUGUCCAUAUUUUGUGAAAAGCAUUGAACAUUGAUGUUUCUUAUCUUCGUUUUAUAAAGUCAUUUGUCUUCUUUUUUUUAUUCGCUUUGCUUUCAUUCUGAUAUUUUUUUCCUAUUUAUUGGAGUACUUUUGAAGUUUCUUGAAAGCAUGAUUAACCUCUAUUUGUGUAAUGGAAAAGCAUGUGUUUGGAAUGUGAAAGGCAAGUGUGCUUUUUCCCCCCCCUACACCAUGUGAUGAUGGAAAUAUUAUUCUAGCAUCUUUCUUCAGUAAAAUAUUCUCCAUUUCGAUCUUUUACUCAUAUUAUGACUUUACGUGAAAAAUAUCGUAUUGUAGGAUAUCUGAUUGGAAGCUAUCCAGAAAAACCAUUUCAGCUUCAGGCUAAAUGGUUACCAUUAAAAUUGAUGUCUGAAGAAACAAGGUUAUUGAUAGAUAAAGGUAUUGCUCAAUUAGUUUCACUUUCCAAAGACCUGCCUGAUUCAGCAAUAAUUCAGCAGUUUUAUGAACAAAGAGAUAAAUUAUGUGAAGAACAGAUUUCAAUAUAUAAAGAAAAUAGAAAAAAACAAAUUUUAGAAAAAGCAGAUGAGAUUUUUGAAGGGAAAAAAAGAAAAUAUUUAGAAGCCCUUGAAAAGAAGAAAAAAGCACAAAAACUUUCUGAAACUUCUGCUGUUACUACUGCUGAAUCGUCAUCUGUACAGGAAACAGAUGCUGAAAGUAAAAGUUUUCAAGGUGAAAAUAGCUCUAACUCAACUGCUGUUCUUAAAGAAAAUGUAGAGAAUGAUCCUGGUAGAGAUUCUGCUAUAGAAGGAGAGAAAAAUAUGUCAUCUGAAUCACAAGAAUGUAACUCAGAAUCUAUAAAUAUUGACAAACAGGCCAUAAUUGAUGCAGAACUUGCAAAAGUAACUUCUAUUAGCAAAGAAUUGUGUUUAGUUCAAUUAUUUACUGAAUGCCCUUGGAAAACAAAAUUUGAUCCAGUUAAUUGGAGAUAUCCUUCGACAGAGAGAGAAAAAUUGAGAUGCACUGUUUACAGAGAUCUUUGGGAAAAGAAAUAUUAUAUUACAUCUGGUGUAAAAUUUGGAGGUGAUUUUCUAGCAUAUGAAGGAGAUCCUCUGAAAUAUCAUGCUUUGUUUAUAAUAGUCUGCAAGUGUCAUGGAGAAAGAUUUCAAGGCAGUGAUCUAGUAGUUUAUGGAAGGUUAGGACAUCAAGUAAAGAAAACUGUCGUUUUAGCUACUCAGAAUGAACAAGGAAAAGUUGAAUAUAUUUCACUUAGUUGGGAAAAUGAGAUGACAUGAAUCUGUUUUGCUACAGGGGAUGGAAACUUCAGCUGUAUAUUUGUAAAAUAUUCUACAAUUUUUUUUUUCACAAUAUUAUAUAUUUUUCAAUUGCAAACAUUCUUGUGCUGUAGAACUUGCCAAUAUUUUCCUUAAUAUAUCUAAUUUUUCUUUAAUUUUUACAAAAUGAACAAAAUUUAAUAAGAAAUAAUUUUAUGAGUAAGAUUUUUGAUUGAAUCUCAUUUUGAAUCAUAACAAAGUUUUUUUUUUAAGUGCUAGAAUUUAGGAACUUUGUUUAUAUAUAUGUAUAUAAAUUGAUUAUAGGAAAUAUGGAGAAUCUAUGCUUGUUCAGAAUAUGCUAAUAUAACAGACAAAAUUGUAAAUUGAGCUCUUAGAAAUAACUUUUUAAUAAUAUCCAAUUUGUUUAACAUUGUUAAAAUUUGAAAUACCUAUAAUUAAUAUCGUAUUUGGUUGAUAAGAAAUGGCCAGAAACAAAUUUUUGUUAUUUCAUCAUUCAUUUUGACAUGAAGAAUACUUUUAUUAAAUAUAAUAAAAACUGAAAAUCAAUUUGUUUUUUUGUUUGUUAUCGCAUGCAUUAUUCCAGGUUACCCCCCUCUCGCAAAUAGAUGUAUUAUUUUAAAGCUAUAUUUAGAUUAUGAAAAGAUUAGAACACAUUGUAUUGAUUGACCCAAAAAAUGAAAAUUUAAUAAAAAAACUUUUUUAUGUUUUAAACGAAAUGAAUUAUAUCAUAUAAUCAGAUGAUGCAAUUCUGAUACAAAA
Molecule: messenger RNA, 2121 nt
Organism: Argiope bruennichi
Lineage: Eukaryota; Metazoa; Arthropoda; Arachnida; Araneae; Araneidae
Gene: Tsen34
Product: tRNA-splicing endonuclease subunit Sen34-like
Exons: 6
Coding region: 376-1362 (328 amino acids)
Biological process (GO): tRNA-type intron splice site recognition and cleavage; tRNA splicing, via endonucleolytic cleavage and ligation
Cellular component (GO): tRNA-intron endonuclease complex
Molecular function (GO): nucleic acid binding; tRNA-intron lyase activity
Source: RefSeq, a predicted model, not a curated record